Phlebotomus papatasi is the source of this 6287-nucleotide messenger RNA. It is a transcript of the gene LanB1, whose product is annotated as laminin subunit beta-1. The transcript has 19 exons. Gene Ontology annotation, cellular component: laminin trimer. Gene Ontology annotation, biological process: basement membrane assembly; cell migration; substrate adhesion-dependent cell spreading. The record is from RefSeq and is a predicted model, not a curated record. Bases 509 to 5845 code for a protein of 1778 amino acids. NCBI's taxonomy places the organism in Eukaryota, Metazoa, Arthropoda, Insecta, Diptera, Psychodidae.
UUCAGUUGAGUUGGAUGGCUUGAACGGAGUGGAAGUGCCUCUCUGUUGGAUUUGGGCAUUUGGACUGGAAAGUGGAAGGAGAAACAACAGAGCUGUGUUGGAUUGUUUCUGAAAUUCUCAAAGAAAUACUUUUGUGGGUGAAAUUGAGUUUUUUUUGUGAAAGAAAACUUCAUCUUAUCAGUGUUUAAAGUGACCAGAAACUGAGGAUAUUUCCCGCAACAUACAGAAUCUAUAUAGGUUUUUUUUUUGGAGAAAGACUGUGAUUCCUGGUGAACAGAGAGUGUGUAAAGUAGGAAAAAAAUCUCAGUUCCCAUAGUGGUGUGUUUAUGGAGUGGAAACAAUUUCCAAGUGGAUUACAUUUUUAGCCUCUUCUGUCUCAUCUUCUGGAUUAAGUGCUAUUAUUCCAGCUUCUUCAUCCUCCGUGGACUAUCUGUGUGUGUUUGUGCAACGUCCGAAAUUGGACGCCUGAAUUGCCAGACGUGCCCUCUUCGAUUGCCGGCCAUUCAACAUGGCCAAACUCCCCUGGACAUCCGGUCAACUCAGUGUCCUUCUGUACAUAGUUAUAAUUUUAGUUCAAUGUAUUUCACAAAUUAGUGCACAGCAUCCUUCACAGCAAAUUCCAGGAGGUCGUCGGGAGCGGCCAAGAGUGGCCUAUUCGAAACCGCACAGACCUCUGCAGCGUGUACAUCCAUGUGAACACAGUUCCUGUUACCCAGCCACGGGGAAUCUGCUGAUCGGUCGCGAAAAUAGAUUGUAUGCAUCGUCAACAUGUGGCCUGUCGGAACCUGAGCGAUACUGUAUUGUCUCUCAUCUCAAAGAGUUCAAGUGCUUCCUCUGCGACACGCGACCCCAUACAGAAAAUGAUCCAAAGACCAAUCAUCGAAUUGGUCAGAUCAUCUACAAGAAUCAGCCAGGAACGCUGGAGCAAUCUUGGUGGCAGUCGGAGAAUGGCAAGGAAAACGUGACGAUUCAAUUGGACCUGGAGGCAGAAUUCCACUUUACACAUUUGAUCAUCGUGUUUGCCACAUUUCGACCGGCUGCCAUGCUCAUAGAGCGCUCCUAUGACUUUGGAAAGUCAUGGCAUGUAUACAGAUAUUUUGCACACAAUUGCCCAGAAUCAUUUCCCCAUGUUAAGGAAUUCUCCAAAAAUAUCACCGAUGUCAUUUGUGACUCGAGAUAUUCGGGUGUCGAACCGUCAAAGAAUGGCGAGUUGAUCUAUCGUGUUCUACCGCCAAAUAUGAACAUUGAGAAUCCCUAUGCUGAUCACAUUCAAAAUAUGCUCAAGAUGACCAAUCUGAGGAUCAAUUUUACGCGACUUCAUACCCUUGGUGACACUCAUUUGGAUGAUCGUCAAGAGAUUCAGGAAAAGUACUACUAUGCCAUAUCUAACAUGGUUGUCCGAGGAUCAUGCUCCUGCUACGGGCAUGCUUCGAGGUGUUUGCCCUUGGAUGGAGUGGUCAAUAAGUACGAUAUGGUUCACGGACGAUGUGAGUGUACGCACAAUACGAAAGGACUCAAUUGUGAGGAAUGUGAGGACUUCUACAAUGACCUUCCGUGGAAUCCUGCUCUGGGCAAGCAAACUAAUGCCUGCAAAAAAUGUAAUUGCAACAAUCACGCCUCCAGUUGCCAUUUCGAUCAAGCCGUCUAUGAACAUUCCGGACGCGUUAGUGGAGGAGUUUGUGACAAUUGUCAGCAUCAUACUCAAGGGCAGCAUUGCGAAGAAUGUAUCCCAUUCUUCUAUCGUGAUCCUUUGGAGGACAUUCAGAGUCCCUAUGUUUGCAAACCUUGCGACUGUGAUCCUCAUGGAGCCAUUGACGAUGGUAUUUGUGAUUCUGUGAGUGAUCCCGAGUACAAUAUUGAAGCUGGAGCUUGUCACUGUAAGGCCAAUGUCAAGGGACGACGUUGCGAUACGUGCAAAGAUGGCUUUUGGAAUUUGAACGAGCACAAUCCACUGGGAUGUGAAAAUUGCACCUGCAAUACCCUGGGUACCAUCAAUAAUUCCGGCUGCAAUGUGUACACCGGCGAGUGCACGUGCAAGCGUCUGGUGGUCGGAAAAGACUGCAAUGAGUGCAUGCCUGAGAGCUAUGGCCUUUCGGACAGCCACGAUGGCUGUUCUCCGUGCAAUUGUGACCUUGGAGGGGCUUUGGAUAACAACUGCGACGUGCAGACGGGUCAGUGUAGGUGUAGACCUAACAUGACUGGUCGAAGAUGUGAACAUCCCAAGCAGAAUCACUACAGGCCAAAUCUGGAGACAGUCUAUGAGGCAGAAGAUGCCUUGUGCAUAGGAUUUUCAAGCUAUGGGAAUUGCACAAUAGUAUUGUGGGAAAAUGGCUACGUGAGAGUUCCUGAAAGAUCAGACAUAACUUUCGUGGUGGAUGAUAUUUCAACCACGACCAACUACAAUGUUAUCAUUCGGUACAGCACUCAAACGCCUGGAGAUUGGGAAGUUGGCACAAUCACGGUGAUUCGACCAGAUGAAUAUGAUCCCGAAGGGCCAUGUGCUGAAACACAUCCUUCCUACGAAACCCGUCGACCCUUCCGUCUUCCUGAACAUCAGACGGCAGUUCAGGGUCUAAGGGAUGUUUGUCUGGAAGUAGGGAAGACUUAUCGUUUCAAAAUUCACUUUGAGAGACAUAAUGUGAUUGAUGAUAAUCCUGCAGCACAGAUCCUCGUAGAUUCGCUUAUUCUUGUGCCUGUGAUUGAUGUCGAGAGGUUGUCUCCUGGAGAGAUCCGUGACAAGGCAGAAAGAUGCAAAACAUUCUACAAUGUCAAUUAUGAUACCACAGUUCCAGAAGAUUGUCGAAUUAUUAGUACAAUUGUUCACAAUGGAGCCAAACCAUGUAAUUGUAAUCCAACGGGGUCGAUGAGCAAGCAAUGUAACGAUGAACUUGGUGGAUUUUGUCAGUGCAAGAAGAAUGUUGUUGGAAGGCAGUGUGACAGGUGCGCCCCAGGAAAGUACGGUUUCAGUCCCGAAGGAUGCAAAGCAUGUGAUUGCAAUAGCAUUGGAUCUAGGGACAAUGAUUGUGAUCUGAUAACUGGACAGUGUAACUGCGUACCCAAUGCCUAUGGCCGGGAAUGUGAUCAAUGCCUUCCUGGAUUCUGGAACUUCCCCAACUGCGAAAUGUGCCAGUGCAAUGGACAUGCUCACACCUGUGACUCAGCCACGGGACAGUGUCAGAAUUGUCAGGACUUUACCACUGGCUACAAUUGCGACACCUGCGUUGAGGGCUACUACGGAAAUCCACUGCUGGGCAGUGAAAUUGGAUGCCGACCAUGUCGCUGUCCAGGGACUCAAGCAUCUGGCGAAUCUCAUGCUUAUGGCUGUACACUCGAUCCCCGGACAAAUGAUAUGAUCUGCCACUGCAAGGAAGGCUACACAGGACCAAAAUGUGAUGCCUGUGCAGACAAUUACUACAAAAACAACGAGACGAAGGGGAUGUGUUUGCCAUGCGACUGCAGUAACAACAUCGAUCCCAGAGUUCCUGGAAACUGUGAUCCCAACACAGGACGCUGUCUCAAUUGUCUCCAUAAUACAGCUGGACCAAAGUGCGAGCACUGCGAGGAUGGAUACUUUGGAGAUGCUCUUCUACAGCAAUGCACACCCUGUCAUUGUGACUUGUUGGGCACGGACAACACAAUUCAGUUCUGCAAUCGUACGACUGGACAGUGUCCUUGUCUGAAGAAUGUUGUAGGAUUGAGGUGCGAUAGGUGCACUGAAAAUCACUGGAAGAUCGCUAAAGGAGAAGGUUGCGAACCCUGCGGAUGCGACAAGAAAGGCUCAUACAGAGAUCAGUGUAAUCCCUAUGAUGGCCAGUGUGAGUGCCGUCAGGGACGUGGCGGACGUCAAUGUGAUCAAUGCGAGACCAAUUAUUGGGGAAAUCCCAAUCACGAAUGCUACGAGUGCAAAUGCGACUUCUAUGGAUCAGCAACUCAACAAUGCGAUCGUGAGACUGGAAAGUGCGAAUGUAUUAAAGGGAUUGGCGGCUAUAAAUGCAAUGAAUGCGAUAGAGGCUAUCUUGGACAGGCUCCUUACUGUUCACCAUGUGGGGAGUGUUUCGACAAUUGGGAUCUCAUUCUAUCAUCUCUGAAGAAUGAAACCCUGCGCGUGAUCGACGAGGCUAGGAAUAUCAAGACGGUAGGUGCUACAGGUGCAUACACCAAAGAAUUUGACGCUAUGGGCAAGAAGUUAGAGAAGAUCCGCCAAUUGCUGGACAAUACAACAAUCAGUGGACAGGAUAUUGAGAAUUUAGAAUCUGAGGUGCUUAACUUGCGGAAAUCUCUCAAUAGUGCUUUGGAAAAUAUCAAAAGGACUGAAAACUAUCUCGAAGACUUGGAUUCCAAUAUCAAUUUGGCCAAUGUAGAACUCCUGGAUUUGCACAAUCGCACUGAAAACAUCAAAAAUCUCGCUGGAGAUCUCAAGAGGAAUGCCACGCAAUUGCAGGAAGCCAAUGUCGAUGGAGCACUCAAUCUAACUCGUGAAGCAUAUCAGAGAGUGAGACGAUUGGAAGAGAAGGAACUGGAAACACAAGAAUUGAUUGAAAAUGCAGCUAGACAGUGCAAGCGAACGGAGAUUUUGGUCAAUAGGACUGCAGAUGAGGUUCAUAGGCUUUCCAGCAGCAAUGCUGAUGCCUUGGCCGAGUAUGAGGGUGUCUUGCAGGAUCUCAAUGAGAGACUGCCUGAACUCAAUGAAUUGAUGUGUGGCAGUCGAGGAAGUCCAUGCGAUGAUCUCUGCGGUGGAGCAGGAUGUGGAUUUUGUGGAGGAUUGUCGUGUGAAAAGGGAGCUCUGACAAAAGCCGAGAAGGCCCUCAAUUACGCCAAAGAUACUGAAAAAACUCUUCGGGAAAAAGAUGAACAAGCUGAGGAAUUGAUUCGAUCGCUGUCUCAAGCCAAAACGAAUGCUUCGGAAGCCUGGAGACGAGCCAAUCGAGUAUUUAACGAAAGUGAAUUGUACUACAACGAAACAGAUGAUUAUAUCAACGUGGCCAGGAGCUACAUCACCAAUCUCACGGAUGUUAUUAACAGCAAUACAGCACUGCCAAGUGAAAUUGAGACGAUCGCUGAUGAGACCCUUGGAAUGGCUCUUGAGCUGGAUCCUCAAGAAAUUAAAAAUCUCGCAACUCGUAUUGAUGAGACUGUUUCGUCGUUGGAAAAUGUUGAAGAUAUCAUUGAAGAAACUCGUGCAGAUUUGGCUGCAGUGGAGCAUUUGAAGGAUAGAGCAAAUAAUGCAAAGGAACGCGCUGAUGAAGUUCUCACUGAGGCUAAGAAUGUUGUAAAAGCUUUACAAGAUGCUGAUGAGGCUCAAGAAAAAGCCAGUAAGGCUAUACAGAAGGCGAAUGAAGAUAUUUCUUCAGCUAGAAUUGAUCUUGAUCAAAUUGAUGGCGAAACAGGAGAUGCGCAGAAGAAGGCUAAUGAUACUGCCACAACAGUCAAUAUUUUAACGGGAAAAUUGACGGAAUUGGGCAAAAAGUUCCUCAAAAACGACCUCGAUGCGAAGGAAAUUCAGAGACAAUCGGACAAUGUAAAAGAUUUGGCCAACAAUGCUCAUGAACUUGUCACUCAGCUCAAAAACGAAUAUAAGCAAGCAAAUAAUUCACUCUCAGCUAAGGCAGUGACCUCUGAGAGUGCUAGAGAAAGGGCACAAAAUCUCUUGCAAAGAGCUUCAAGGAUUACAGUAGAAACCACGGGAAAACUCAAAGAAUUGAAAGAUAUGGUGGACGUGUACAAAGUCAAUGAUCGUGAAUUGGAAGAUUUACGGCAGACGAUUGCGAACUUGAAUGAGGACAUGACCAGAUAUCUGACGAAAAUUCAAACAGACUCCGAUCGCUACAGACAGUGUACAUCUUGAGGUGAACGUGAGGAGAAUGUGUUUUAAAAAUAUUCUAGAUUAGAAGAUAAGGUGAAAAAACAAAAAAGUUUAAAUGUCGCUUUCGAAUGCAAAAACAAAAGAAAAUCAGAUAGUCAAAUGACCAAUAACUACUUAAGAAAUCAUCAAUGAUUUCAGAAAGAUCGAGAUAUAAUUUGAAUUUGGUGAGAGAUGAAUUUUCUCAGCCGAUAAAUAACCAUGUCUAUUUGUAAUCUUUUUAGUCUUCUCUGUACUACUGAAUCUUCCCCACUUAUUUCUAAUCGAUAUGUAAAUUGUUUUCUUGUAUAUUUUCUGAGGCUUUCAGUUCACUAUUUUUUUUUUUGUAACUGUAUUCCGCUGAAAAUGCCCUGCCAUCAUCGUACUGCCAUUUAAUUUCAGUCAAAUUUAUUUUAGAGCGAAAAAAAAAUAAAGUGUAAUAAACGCA